Cyprinodon variegatus (sheepshead minnow) is the source of this 8063-nucleotide messenger RNA. RefSeq names its product ATP-binding cassette sub-family A member 1-like. The transcript has 49 exons. Gene Ontology annotation, cellular component: intracellular membrane-bounded organelle; membrane. Lineage: Eukaryota; Metazoa; Chordata; Actinopteri; Cyprinodontiformes; Cyprinodontidae. The record is from RefSeq and is a predicted model, not a curated record. Gene Ontology annotation, molecular function: ABC-type transporter activity; lipid carrier activity; ATP binding. Gene Ontology annotation, biological process: lipid transport; transmembrane transport. Bases 231 to 7046 code for a protein of 2271 amino acids.
CAUCGAGCUGAGCUAUAAAAGGCUGCCCGAGGAGAAAAAACAGUUUUCCUAGACACCCUGACAAAGAACAACAAGGAGUAGCGCAGCGUCAGGGGGACGCUGUCUGUAACCCGCUUUUCUCUUCUGUUUGGGGAAGGAUUUUCAAUUAAUGACAAACACAACAACAAAUAAGCAAAACAAGAUUAAGUGAGGAGCUGGAGUCGGCUUCGUGAGGAAAGGAAGACGGCAACAUGGCAGUCUCCACUCAGCUGGGUUUACUGCUAUGGAAGAACUUCACCUUCAGACGAAGACAAACUAUCCAGCUGUUGAUUGAGAUUAUUUGGCCGUUGUUUAUCUUCUUCAUCCUGAUAUCAGUCCGGAUGUAUUAUCCACCCUAUGAGCAACAUGAAUGUCACUUCCCUAACAAGGCCAUGCCCUCAGCAGGCACCCUGCCCUGGGUACAGGGCAUUAUCUGUAACGCCAACAAUCCCUGCUUUCGAAAUCCGACCCCUGGGGAGAGUCCAGGCAUAGUAGGAAAUUUUAAUGACUCCAUAAUCUCCCGUCUGUUUAAUGACGCCAAGAAGAUCCUGCUGUACACUCAGAAUGAUAAGAGCUAUGAAGGCUACAAAGGAAUGCUGAGGGCCCUUAGAAAGCUCCAAAAGAACCCUGCUCGAUUCAAGCUGAAAGACUUUUUAAGAGACGACGAGACUCUUUCUCACUUUCUGCACCACAACGCAUCGCUUUCUCAUCACACGCUGAAGCAAAUUUUGGAGGCUGAUGUAAAUUUGGAGAAGGUGCUUACAAAAGGAUUUGGAUUCCAUCUCAGAGAUCUUUGCAACACGACUCCUCUGGAGGAGUUUGUCCACAUUGAAGACCCCAGUGUGUCCAAUAUGACUCAAGAAAUCAUCUGCAAAUCAUCUCAUGACUGGCUGAACAAGGCGCAGAACCACUUCCUGUCCAAUUUGGACUUUCUGAAACCGAUUCGGAAGGACGUGAGGUCAGACCCUAAAGUCGUCCAAGAAGUUUCAGCUGCAACCGACAAUCUUCUGGAGAGCCUUGGAGCGCUGGGCGUCGAGCUUGCCAGUAUGAAGAGCUGGAAGGAUAUGAGAAAGGAGAUCCUGUAUCUGACCGCUAACUCCACAGGAUCUCCGAAGCAGGUGUACCAGGCUGUUUCACGGAUUGUUUGCGGACAUCCAGAGGGAGGCGGACUAAAAAUCAAGUCCCUCAACUGGUAUGAAGACAACAACUACAAGGCUCUGUUUGGACACCAUGGCAACGACAGCGACAGUGAGCCCGUCUCCACUUAUGACAACACUUCCACUCCCUAUUGUAACAACCUAAUGAAGAACCUCGAGUCCAGCCCCAUUUCCAGGAUGAUCUGGAGAGCCUUAAAACCUCUUCUCAUGGGGAAGAUCCUCUACACCCCAGAUACUCCAGCAACACAAAGGAUCAUCCAUGAAGUUAAUAAGACCUUCCAGGAGCUGGGCGUGCUCAGAGACCUGGGUGGCAUGUGGGAGGAAAUGAAGCCUAAAUUUUGGAACUUCUUGGAAAACAGCGAGGAGAUGGACUUAGUCAGGUCCCUGCUCCAAAGCAACACCAGCGCAGCGUUCCUGGACGCUCAGCUCAGUGAGACUGAGUGGAGUGUGUCUGAUGUGGCGGCGUUCCUCACAAAAGCCUCAGAGGACCAGAGACCUGCUGGGUCUGCGUACACAUGGAGAGAAGCCUUCAACGAAACCGACCAGGCCAUAAAGACCAUUUCACAGUUUAUGGAGUGCGUGAACUUAGACAAACUGGAGCCGGUUGCUAAUGAGGAACGCUUGGUCAACAAGUCCAUGGGUCUUCUGGAUAACCAAAAGUUCUGGGCAGGAAUCGUUUUUCCUGACAUCGCUUACAACAACAGCACAGAUCUGCCGCCUAACGUCAACUACAAAAUCCGCAUGGACAUUGAUAACGUGGAGAGGACUAACAAGAUUAAAGACGGAUACUGGGAUCCUGGUCCCAGAGCAGACCCCUUUGAGGACCUUCGGUAUAUCUGGGGGGGAUUUUCCUACCUGCAGGACAUCAUCGAACAGGGAAUUGUCCGAGCCAUCACUGGCACCAAGGAGAAAACGGGCAUCUACAUUCAGCAGAUGCCUUACCCUUGCUAUGUUGACGACAUAUUCCUGCGAGUCAUGAGCCGGUCGAUGCCCCUUUUCAUGACUCUGGCGUGGAUGUACUCGGUGGCCAUCAUCAUUAAAGGGGUGGUGUACGAGAAGGAGGCGCGGCUAAAGGAGACCAUGAGGAUCAUGGGACUAAAUAACGGCACCCUGUGGCUGAGCUGGUUCAUCAGCAGUUUAAUUCCUCUGCUGAUCAGCGCAGGCUUGCUGGUGAUGCUGCUGAAGAUGGGCAACCUGUUGCCAUAUAGCGACUCAGGCGUGGUGUUUAUUUUCCUGGGGUCCUUCGGCGUCGUAACCAUCAUGCAGUGCUUUCUAAUCAGCACUCUGUUUUCUCGUGCCAACCUGGCUGCUGCCUGCGGAGGAAUAAUAUACUUUACACUCUACCUACCUUACGUUCUGUGUGUUGCCUGGCAGGACUAUGUGGGAUAUGGAGCAAAGCUUUUAGUGAGUCUUCUGUCUCCUGUGGCUUUUGGUUUUGGCUGUGAAUACUUUGCCCUGUUUGAAGAACAAGGCGUUGGAAUCCAGUGGUCAAACCUUCUUGCGAGCCCACUGGAGGAGGACAGCUACAACCUCACCACCUCUAUAUGCCUCAUGCUGUUUGAUGCCAUGUUGUACGGAAUAAUGACCUGGUAUAUUGAAGCAGUUUUUCCUGGUCAGUACGGUAUCCCCAGGCCUUGGUAUUUCCCUUUCACUAGGACAUAUUGGUGUGGAGAGAAGGAGAAUAAAAACAUAAACACCCCUCUGUCAAAGAAGAGCAACGCUGACGCCGUAUGCACCGAGGAGGACCCCAGCCACAUUGAACCGGGCGUUUAUAUUGAAAAUCUGGUGAAGAUCUACAGCCAUGGAAACAAACUGGCCGUGGAUGGACUGACCCUUAAAUUCUAUGAAGGGCAGAUCACCUCUUUCCUUGGUCACAAUGGAGCUGGCAAGACUACAACUAUGUCAAUCCUGACCGGAUUGUUCCCACCCACUUCUGGUACUGCCUACAUCCUCGGCAAGGACAUCCGCUCUGAGCUCAGCACCAUCAGGCAGAACCUGGGGGUCUGCCCCCAGCACAAUGUGCUUUUCAGCAUGUUGACGGUCGAGGAGCACAUCUGGUUCUAUGCUCGCCUGAAGGGGCUUUCCGAAGACAAGGUCAAGACAGAAAUGGAACAGAUUGUAAACGAUGUCGGACUGCCACACAAGCGGAAGUCUCGCACAAGCACCCUGUCAGGUGGGAUGCAGAGGAAGUUGUCAGUCGCACUUGCAUUUGUUGGAGGUUCUAAGGUUGUUAUUCUGGACGAACCCACUGCUGGUGUUGAUCCAUAUGCACGCAGGGGGAUUUGGGAUCUGCUCCUCAAAUACAGACAGGGCCGCACCAUCAUCCUCUCCACUCAUCACAUGGAUGAAGCUGACAUCCUGGGUGACCGUAUUGCCAUCAUUUCCCACGGCAAGCUGUGCUGCGUCGGUUCGUCUCUCUUCCUGAAGACUCACCUUGGAACAGGCUACUACCUGACCCUGGUCAAGAGAGACUACGAUCUUUCUCUACAGUCCUGUAGGAACUCUGCCAGCACAGUCUCCUACAUGAAGAGGACAGAGAAGGAGGACAGUGUAUCAGAGAGCAGUUCGGAUGCUGGUCUGGGAAGCGAACCAGAAAGUGAGACCACCACUAUUGAUGUCUCCCUCAUCUCCAAAGUGAUUUUCAAGCAUGUCCCGGAGGCCCGUCUGGUGGAAGAUCUCGGCCAUGAGCUCACCUACGUCUUACCACACCAGUCAGCUAAAGAUGGCGCCUUCGUUGAGCUCUUCCACGAGCUUGAUGACCGACUUACUGACUUGGGGAUUUCAAGUUAUGGAAUUUCUGACACCACCCUCGAAGAGAUUUUCCUAAAGGUGGCAGAAGAUAGCGGAGUUGAUGCUGUUGAGCUGUCAGAUGGAGUUGUACCAACCAGGACCCGGCGGCGCCAUGCUUUUGGAGACCACCAGAGCUGCCUGAAGCCCUUCACUGAGGACGACUUUGAUUUCAACGACUCUGAAGGUGACCCAGAAUCUCGUGAGACCGACUGGCUCGGUGGGACAAAUGGCAAAGGUUCCUAUCAGGUCAAAGGGUGGAGUCUGAAGAGACAGCAGUUCGUUGCGCUACUCUGGAAACGAUUCCUCUACGCUCGCCGCUCCAGGAAAGGCUUCUUUGCUCAGAUUGUUCUGCCUGCUGUGUUUGUGUGCAUCGCACUGGUGUUCAGCCUCAUUGUUCCUCCAUUUGGGAAGUACCCAAAACUGGCUCUGCAUCCCGGCAUGUAUGGAGAACAGUUUACCUUCAUCAGUAAUGACAUACCUGAAGACCCCCACAACAGCAAACUUUUGGGAGCUCUGAUGGAAAAACCUGGAUUCGGAACGCGCUGCAUGGAAGGAGACCCCAUACCGGAGUAUCCCUGCACAGCGGUAGAGGGUGAUUGGUCACUCCCUGAGGUCUCUCAAAGUGUAAGAGAUAUAUUCGACAAAGGAAACUGGACCAUGGAGAAUCCAUCUCCUCUGUGUGAGUGCAGCUGUGAGGGCCGUAAGAGGAUGCUACCAGAGUGUCCUGCUGGAGCCGGGGGACUACCACCGCCACAGAUGAUGAUCAGUGACAAAGACACCCUGCAGAAUUUGACUGGUAGAAACCUGUCGGAUUAUCUGGUUAAAACCUACGCGCAAAUCAUUGGCAAGAGCUUAAACAACAAGAUCUGGGUCAACGAGUUCAGAUACGGGGGAUUUUCUCUUGGCGCACGAAGUUCCCAGGUGUUGGCCCACACAGAUGAAGUUGAUUAUGCCAUUUUGCAACUGAGGAAACGCUUCGAACUGGAAAGGGGAACGGCGGCCGAUCGGUUCUUCGCCAGUCUCUCCGGUUUCAUCCAAGGACUGGACUCCGAGAAUAACGUCAAGAUUUGGUUUAACAACAAAGGCUGGCACAGCAUUAGCUCCUUCCUCAACGUGAUGAACAACGCCAUUCUGCGAUCAAGUCUGCCUCCUGGUAAAGACCCUGCCAAGUUUGGCAUCACCGCUUACAACCAUCCCCUGAAUCUCACCAAGGAGCAACUUUCACAAGUUGCACUGAUGACAACAUCGGUGGAUGUUCUGGUGUCCAUUUGUGUUAUCUUCGCCAUGUCCUUCGUCCCUGCCAGUUUCGUGGUGUUCCUUAUCCAGGAGAGGGUGACCAAAGCCAAACAUAUGCAGUUCAUCAGUGGAGUGCAACCUCUCCUCUACUGGCUGGCCAACUUUGUAUGGGAUAUGUGUAACUACAUCGUUCCAGCCACGCUAGUGAUCAUCAUAUUUGUAUGUUUCCAACAAGACGCCUAUGUUUCUUCCACCAAUCUGCCAGUGCUAGCCCUGCUGCUUCUACUCUAUGGGUGGUCAAUCACCCCACUGAUGUACCCAGCCUCCUUCUUUUUUAAGAUCCCCAGCACUGCCUAUGUGGUUCUAACCAGUGUCAACAUACUGAUUGGAAUCAAUGGCAGUGUCUCAACGUUUGUCUUGGAGUUGUUUGGAAGUAAUGAUAUCGGCGGUGUUAAUGACAUCUUAAAGAACGUCUUCCUCAUCUUCCCACACUUCUGCCUGGGUAGGGGACUGAUUGAUAUGGUGAAGAAUCAAGCCAUGGCUGAUGCUUUGGAGAGAUUUGGUGAAAAUCGGUUUCGCUCUCCUUUGGCAUGGGACAUGGUGGGAAAGAACCUGUUUGCCAUGGCCAUAGAGGGCGUUAUAUUCUUCUGCAUCACCGUCCUCAUUCAGUAUCGCUUCUGCUUCAAAGCUAGGUCCUCCACCAGUCAUCUGAAACCUAUUGGAGAAGAAGAUGAAGAUGUUGCCAGAGAGCGGCAGAGGAUCCUGAGCGGUGGUGGACAUUUGGACAUUCUGGAGCUGAGGGAACUCACCAAGAUUUACAAGCGGAAACAGAAGCCGGCCGUGGACCGGCUGUGUGUUGGCAUUCCUCCAGGAGAGUGUUUUGGUUUGCUUGGGGUAAAUGGGGCAGGGAAGACCAGCACCUUCAAAAUGUUGACAGGAGACUCGGAUGUCACUAGCGGUGAAGCCUACUUAGCUGGCAAGAGUGUGACCACAGAGAUCAAUGAGGUGCACCAGAACAUGGGCUACUGUCCUCAGUUUGAUGCUAUCAAUGAUCUUUUGACUGGGAGAGAGCACCUGGAGUUCUACGCUAUCCUGAGAGGAGUACCUGAGAAGGAAGUCUGUGAGGUGGCAGAAUGGGGUAUCCGAAAACUGGGUUUGGUGAAAUAUGUGGACAAAUCAGCUGGAAGCUACAGUGGAGGAAACAUGAGGAAACUCUCCACUGCCAUUGCACUAAUAGGAGGACCGCCUGUUGUGUUUCUGGAUGAACCAACAACAGGAAUGGACCCCAAGGCCCGAAGAGCCCUCUGGAACGCCAUCCUGAGUAUAAUAAAGGAGGGGCGAUCCGUGGUCCUCACCUCUCACAGUAUGGAGGAGUGUGAGGCACUCUGCACCAGAAUGGCCAUCAUGGUGAACGGCAGGUUCCGCUGUCUGGGCAGUGUGCAGCACCUUAAAAACAGGUUCGGAGAUGGCUACACCAUCAUCUUGCGAGUGGCGGGGCUGGAUCCAGAGCUGCGGCCCGUUAUGGAGUUCAUAGAGCGGGAGCUUCCGGGGAGCACGUUAAAAGAAAAACACCGCAACAUGCUGCAGUACCAGCUCCCAUCUUCCCUCACCUCCCUCGCACGAAUCUUCUCCCUCCUCACAAAGAACAAGGAGGAACUCAGCAUAGAAGACUACUCUGUCUCUCAGACUACUUUAGACCAAGUGUUUGUUAACUUCGCCAAGGACCAAAGUGACGAGGACCACUUAAAAGAUGUCCACCUGAGCAAGCGGGAUGCGGUUGUGGUAGACCUUUCCCAAUUAAACUCUUUCCUCAUGGACAGCAAGACAAAAGAGAGCUGCGUCUAAGCUGUGCUUCACCCGGCCUCCCAACAAAACGUGGACCACAAACUUCAGUGGGAGAGGAACUAUGGUCAUUUUUUUUAUUUCUAUUUUUUAGUCUGUUUUUAAUUGUCAUCAUUCUCAGUGGACCUGCAGCUCAUCGCACAGCCUCUGAUGGAGGCAAUGACAGCAGGUUUCAUGACAGACGCUGAAACGAUGAAAACUCAAUGCAAAUCAAUGCAAGUAAUACGAAUAUAUUUAAGAUUAGAAGAUAGCUGUGUAGAGGUUGGAGACUGGAGCUUCUCCUCUUCAUGACUUGGACUGGAAGAAAAGACACUUGAAACGUCGGGAUCUUGAUUCUCCUCUCGACUGGAAAGUCUGGGUAACUGACUUGAUGGACAAAACACUUCAGGGGAUUAAACAAGGCGAAACCCGUAGGUUUUUAACCCCGCCCCUUGGAGCAGAGAGCAGCAGUCUGCUGGACUGCCUGUAAGUGACUGCAGAGUUUAUGACGUUGUAAAACAAAGUCAUUCAAAUCAUUCACUGCCAGCUGUUGAAAGAUGGACUGACUUAUUUUUAUUCAGGGUCAAACCUUUCUCAAUUUCUAUUCGUUACCAAGCGCAGUUUUUUUUCUAUAUAUAUAAUGCAAGAAAUGGAUAAAAAAAAACGAAAAUCCCAUUUCAGUCUCAAAUGUGCAAUCGUCUGUUCAUUUUUGAUAAUCUGAAAAACAAUUCCUUUCAAUUAAGCAUGUUGAAGUUGUUUCUCACGGUUGUAUAAUACGGCGAAACAAUCUGAUUUUUCUUUCUUUUUUUAUGUAUUUGGUGUUCUUGAUGUCCUUAACAUUGUCCAGCACAGUGCCUAUUCUGGAGGAGCGUUAAAGUCGAGCACUCCAUUAAAAACAACAAUGUAUGUAGGCUGCCAAGGAUUGUAUGAGGCAAGAACCAACAUGCAGCAAAGCACAUGGAAAAUAGUUUUAUUUUACAAUAUUGUUGAAUAACAUCAUGUUUUUUUGUUUGUUUUUUUACUGUCCUUCAUUGUUAGAAU